Sphaeramia orbicularis (orbiculate cardinalfish) is the source of this 987-nucleotide messenger RNA. Its product is annotated as trace amine-associated receptor 1-like. The record is from RefSeq and is a predicted model, not a curated record. The coding region runs from base 1 to 987 and encodes 328 amino acids. The transcript has a single exon. Lineage: Eukaryota; Metazoa; Chordata; Actinopteri; Kurtiformes; Apogonidae. Gene Ontology annotation, molecular function: trace-amine receptor activity. Gene Ontology annotation, cellular component: membrane. Gene Ontology annotation, biological process: G protein-coupled receptor signaling pathway.
AUGGAUGCAGAAAAAGCUAUUAAAGGGACUCAAGCUGUUUUUGACAUCCAUCCCUGCUUGGAAUUGGAUAAUACAAGUUAUGUUUUUACUAACAGCCCAUCCACAGUAUGUGUAUUGGUGUAUAUAUUACUGUGCUUAUUAUCUUUAAUUACAAUAUGUGGAAACCUUCUUGUAAUUAUCUCCAUCCUUUAUUUCAAACAGCUCCACACUCCUACAAACUAUCUUAUUCUGUCUCUGGCUGUGGCUGAUCUGCUUGUUGGGGUUUUAGUUUUUCCUCUCAGCAUGACAUAUACUGUAACUUCAUGUCUGUUUGAUAAAGAUGUAUACUGCAAAAUACGAGAUAGUUUUGAUGUUGCACUGUGCACAUCUUCUAUACUGAAUUUGUGUUGUAUUUCUAUAGACAGAUAUUAUGCAAUUUGUCAUCCUCUGACGUAUAAAACUACAGUAACUGUGAAUGUUGUUAGGAUCAUGAUCCUGGUGAUUUGGAGCAUUGCUUCUUUCAUUGCACUUGGCAUCAUAAUUGGAGGAUUUAGCCAAGGAACAUGUGAAGAAAUGUGCUCUAUUGAUGUUGUACUGUCAAAUGUCAUGGGACUUAUUUUUGCAUUUUACCUCCCAGCAAUCAUAAUGCUGUGUAUCUACUUGAAGAUUUUUCUUGUUGCUCAGAAGCAGGUGAACAGCAUCCAGAGCACAAAGUCUGGAGCAACUGCAAGUAAGAUGGAGAAAAAGGCCACCAAAACUCUUGCAACAGUGAUGGGAAUUUUCCUCUUAUGUAUGUCUCCAUACUCCAUUUGCGUUGUCUUUCAGCCUUUAGCCUCAGUACCCCCAUCAUUUGCUGCAAUUGAAACCCUUAACUGGCUCACACUGUCAAACUCAAUGCUUAACCCAUUCAUUUAUGCUUUCUUUUACAGCUGGUUCAGGUCAGCAUGUAGAAUGAUCUUUUCAGGGAAAAUAUUUAAAGGUGACUGCACUAACACAAAGUUGUUUUGA